Messenger RNA from Candoia aspera, 2606 nucleotides. RefSeq names its product NHL repeat containing 2 (gene NHLRC2). The record is from RefSeq and is a predicted model, not a curated record. The coding region runs from base 122 to 2290 and encodes 722 amino acids. Gene Ontology annotation, molecular function: protein binding. The transcript is spliced from 11 exons. NCBI's taxonomy places the organism in Eukaryota, Metazoa, Chordata, Lepidosauria, Squamata, Candoiidae.
UUUUUUUUUUUUGCGCUACACGACCGGACACAGUUGACUUUCGAAAGUGCCGAAAGCCAAACGGAAGACCGGUAAGGUCAAGCCCGUUUUCUUGAGCUCUCGCGGGCGAAGAGAGAGAAAGAUGGCGGUGGUUGGCGGUCUGCCUGGUCUUUUGCUUUCGCAGAGCCAGUUGGACUACGCGCUGGAGGAUGCGAUCACGCUUCAAGAGAAGGAGAACUUGGUAUAUCAGCACGUGAAAAAGGUGGACGGCUGGGAGCGGGAUUUGAAAGUUCCUGAGUUUGAAGCAGAUUUGCAGUGGCUGAACACUGAAGGUUCACUUUCUUUGUACAAACAUCUUUGUGGAAAAGUAGUGGUGUUAGAUUUCUUCACCUACUGCUGCAUCAACUGCAUCCAUAUUUUGCCUGACCUUCAUGAUUUAGAGGAGAAGUACUCUGCUAAAGAUGGUCUCCUUAUUGUAGGUGUCCACUCAGCAAAAUUUCCAAAUGAAAAAGUUUUGGAUAACAUCAAAAGUGCUGUUCUUAGAUACAACAUCACUCAUCCUGUGGUAAAUGAUGCUAAUGCAACCCUCUGGCAUGAGCUAGACGUGUCCUGCUGGCCAACAUUGGUAAUUGUUGGACCCCGUGGCAAUAUCCUGUUCAGUCUGGUUGGUGAAGGGCACAAGGACAAACUAUUUCUGUUUACAUCCAUAGCCUUAAAGUACUACAAGGAACAAGGCCAAAUCAAUACCGAUACAAUUAGAACACAGCUGUAUAGAGACUCAUUGUCACCUUCACCUUUGCUGUUCCCUGGGAAAGUUGCAGUAGAUAGUUCUGAGAACACAUUGGUAAUAGCAGAUACUGGACAUCAUAGGAUUUUGGUUGUGAGAAGAAAUGGUCACAUUCUUCACAUCAUUGGAGGACCAGACAGUGGAAAGAAUGAUGGAAACUUUUCAGAAGCAUCAUUCAAUUCUCCACAAGGGGUUGCCAUAAAGAACAAUGUUAUAUAUGUGGCAGAUACAGAAAACCAUCUAAUUAGAAAGAUUGACCUGCAGUUGGAGUUGGUGAGCACUGUUGCAGGAGUUGGAAUACAAGGCACCGAUAAGGAAGGAGGAGCCAGAGGAGAUGAGCAACCUAUUAGUUCACCAUGGGAUAUAGCUUUGGGAAACUUAGCAACUCAUGAAGACAGUGUUCUCUGGAUUGCCAUGGCAGGCAUACAUCAAAUCUGGGCACUCAUGUUGGAAAGUGGAAAACUACCUAAAGGAAGUGAUUUAAAAAAAGGAACUUGUCUUCGAUUUGCUGGUAGUGGAAAUGAAGAGAACCGAAACAAUGCAUAUCCCCACAAAGCAGGCUUUGCUCAACCUUCUGGUCUGUGUGUUGCUGCUGAAGAGCCAUGGAAUUGCCUUUUUGUUGCAGACAGUGAGAGCAGUACUGUGCGAACAAUUUCUCUAAAAGAUGGCACUGUGAAACACCUUGUAGGAGGCGAGAGAGACCCAAUGAAUUUAUUUGCUUUUGGUGAUGUUGAUGGAGCUGGGAUAAAUGCAAAGCUACAGCACCCAUUAGGAGUAGCUUGGGACAAGAAAAGAAGCCUCCUUUAUGUUGCAGAUUCCUAUAAUCAUAAGAUUAAAUUUGUAGAUCCCAAAAUGAAGAAUUGUGCUACAUUAGCAGGUACAGGAGAAGCAAGCAAUGUAAUUGGUUCCAGCAUUACCACCGCAACUUUUAAUGAACCAGGAGGCCUAUGUGUUGAAGACGGAGGACGAUUCCUGUAUAUUGCUGAUACCAACAAUCAUCAAAUUAAAGUGAUAGAUUUAGAAACCCGUAUUGUUUCACUGCUUCCUCUUCUACAUGCUGACACAGUAGAUACUGUAGAUAGCUGGAAUAUUAAAAUGACUGAUAAAGCAGAACUGCCAAAGCUCCCUAAAUCGGCUCCACAUCUUCAGCUACCUUCGCUGACUGUAAGUCCAGGUCAAGCACUUCAGUUCGUGCUGAUGCUCAGCUUGCCUCCAAAUACUAAACUGACUGAAGAAGCGCCCAACUCCUGGUUUUUUACUGCAGAAGGUAAUGAAUGGCUACUUUGUGAACCACACAGAUCUGGAACAAUUGCAGACAUUUUGGAACAGCCUAUAAUCCCAUUUCAGUUACCCACUAACUGUCUGUCAACUGAAGCCUUAUUGUCAAUCAAUGUGUGUCUCUAUUACUGUAGCAAGGACAGUAAUGUCUGUACGAUGAAAGGAAUCUCAUUCAACCAGCCUUUCCAUAUAGCAAAUGUAAACCAAAAAAGCAUAGCUCCAGUUGAGCUCAUAUAUGCAUUUUAAUUUUAAGCAUAGCAAAGCAGAAGACCAUUUACAGUGUUAAUUGCUACAGCCUAGUUCUUUCCCACAAAACAGACUGAACUUUUGCAUUAGUGCAUAUAUAUGUUACUUCAUGUUUGAACUUACAGCAAACUCUGCAAAAAUAUAUAUAUUUGCAUACUUGAUCAGAUGUAGUAUAAAUGGAAUGUGGGAAAUCAUGAAAAUGUAUCUAAAUCCUAAUAUCUUAUUUACUUAUUGUAUAAGCAAUAAAUACUGAAGUGGGUUCGGAUCACUGUGUGAAUAAACAGAAAAACCUAAACAAAGAAAAGAUCAAUUUCUA